GACUGCGGACACAGUACAGGGAUGACCAGACACUGCGGACACAGUACAGGAGAUGACCAGAGACUGUGGACAUGGUACAGGAGAUGACCAGAGACUGCGGACAUAGUACAGGGGAUGACCAGAGACUGCAGACACAGUACAGGGAUGACCAGAGACUGCAGACACAGUACAGGGAUGACCAGAGACUGCAGACACAGUACAGGGAUGACCAGAGACUGCGGACACAGUACAGGGAUGACCAGAGACUGCGGACCCAGUACAGGGAUGACCAGAGACUGCAGACACAGUACAGGAGAUGACCAGAGACUGCGGACACAGUACAGGAGAUGACCAGAG
Messenger RNA from Staurois parvus, 336 nucleotides. The record is from the annotation of a GenBank genome assembly. Lineage: Eukaryota; Metazoa; Chordata; Amphibia; Anura; Ranidae.